AGUCUAUUGAAGAGCAUCGAGUUGAUUAUCUGGAUUAUCUGGCCAAUCCAAGACAAGGAGGUGGCCUCAUGACAGGGGCUUUUGGUCAGAACACAGCCUCGACAGGAGGUCUCUUUGGCUCCACUGCCACCAACACUGGGGGUCUCUUUGGUCUGAAACUUGCCGAGACCAAACCACUUUUUGGAUCUACCAAUACAGGGUUUGCUGCACCUAGCAGCAGUGGCGGUCUUUUUGACAGCAGCACCACAACUCCGUCAUUCGGCCAAACGACAGAAACAUCAACUGGAAGUUUUGCAUUUGGCCAAAACACUCAGCAGGAUAAACCUGGCGGCUUCUCCUUCUUGCCGAGCAGCAACAACACCACUGGUGGUGGUUUGUUUGGACAGCAGCAACCAGUCAGUACUACAGCAACCAGCAGCACGGGCAGCAGUCUUUUCGGCACACAGAACGCUGUCGGCACUGCAUCUAGUGGUUUGUUUGGCAGUUCCACCACCAACGCCAGCAAUGCCUUUGGUGCCCAAAACAAGCCUUUUGCUUUUGCAACUCCUGCCAACACGACAGGCCUCUUCAGCACUACUGGCUCGGGAGGGCUUUUUGGUUCUGGUACUGGCAGCACUGUAGGGACGACCAUCAAGUAUCAGCCCAUCACCGCCACUGAUACCAUGACCCUCAAUAGCACCACAACCAACAUCAAGACUCGCUUUGAAGUUAUCACUUGCAUGAAGGAGUAUAAAAACAAGUCUCUUGAAGAGCUUCGAGUUGAAGAUUAUUUGACCAAUCGUAAUGGUCCAGGACAAAGAGGUGGCCUCAUGACAGGGGCUUUUGGUCAGAAAACAGCCUCUACAGGAGGUUUCUUUGGCUCCACUGCCACCAACACUGGGGGUCUCUUUGGUCAGAAACCUGCCGAGACAAAACCACUUGUUGAAUCUACCAAUACAGGGUUUGCCGCACCUAGCAGCAGUGGCGGUCUUUUUGGCAGCAGCACCACAACUCCAUCAUUCGGCCAAACGACAGGAACAUCAACUGGAAGUUUUGCAUUCGGCCAAAACACUCAGCAGAACAAACCUGGUGGUACUGGCAGCACUGUAGGGACCACCAUCAAGUAUCAGCCCAUCACCGCCACUGAUACCAUGACCCGGAAUAGCACCACAACCAACAUCCAGACUCGCAUUGAAGUUAUCACUUGCAUGAAG
Messenger RNA from Hyalella azteca, 1193 nucleotides. Its product is annotated as nuclear pore complex protein Nup98-Nup96-like. The annotation marks the transcript as partial. The record is from RefSeq and is a predicted model, not a curated record. The transcript has 8 exons. Gene Ontology annotation, molecular function: structural constituent of nuclear pore. NCBI's taxonomy places the organism in Eukaryota, Metazoa, Arthropoda, Malacostraca, Amphipoda, Hyalellidae. Gene Ontology annotation, biological process: post-transcriptional tethering of RNA polymerase II gene DNA at nuclear periphery; RNA export from nucleus; protein import into nucleus. Gene Ontology annotation, cellular component: nuclear pore; nuclear pore cytoplasmic filaments.